AUGUCGUCUCGAAAGGUUCUCCGAUCGCAAGAGAACGAUGCAACUCUCCCAACAUUGGGAUAUGCGGGGCCAACUGCAAAGUUGAAAGCCGCCCCGACUACCACCACUAUCAGUAGUCCAAACAAUGGUGGCCCGCCCACGGCUCCUCGAAGCGCCUUUAUGUGCUUUACCGAUUGCAAGAAGCUCGAGAUUAUGAAGGCAAAUGGCAUUGUGGAGGAGAGCGACGAGUUGCUCAAGUUGGUAGCAUCUGAAUGGAGAAGUCUUUCUACCAAUGACAGAGCCUACUGGGACGAGGUGGCCAGGAACGAUAAGGUUCGAUUUGUCAGAGAGAAGGCAGCGUACAAGGGACCGUGGUCAGUUCCCAAACGCCGGGCAAAGAAGCAUCCGUUGGCACCCAAGCGUCCGAUGUCUGCAUUCUUGAUGUUCUCGCAAAAGAGACGAUCCCAGGUCAAGCUCGACAACCCCGACAUGAGCAACACAGAUGUCAGUCGUCUGCUCGGGGAAAUGUGGAGAAACGCUAGCGCCAAGGAACGGGCUCCAUACGUCGAAAAGGAACAAGGACAGCGUGCUGUCUAUAAGGAGCAGAUCAAGAAGUUUCGCGAGGAUCAGGCCAAGCUGGAUGCAGCCAGCCGUACAAGCCACAAAACGGUGCAGAAGCAGAUGGCGGAAUACCCACCCCCCUUGACAGCGACGGCUGCCAGGCCCACUUAUGAAACGUUGAGCUCCUCGCUUCCUUCAGCAUUCGAAACGGCAGUCCGGAUUGGAACCGUCGAGGACGCUGCCAAUGCUGCCGAUAAGGCUGGUGGCCAGCGAGUAAUGUUCCGUCACAGCUUUGGAGCUCCUUCCUCCUCUUUCCGUUCCUCCCAUCUGUUUGAUACACAUCGGAGCGCUCCCCCGUCGCACCACGGUGCGCCUCCUUCACACCACAUCGCUCCACCUUCACACCACAGCACUGCUCCUUCGCACCACAGUGCUCCGGAGUACUACAAUUAUCCACCACCAGACCAUCGUGCGACCGCUUACCCCCCACCAGUGCAUCGACCAUUGCCCCCUCUCCGCUUUGAAGACGACGAUGAUCUGAUGUACAAUUCGGGCCAUGGCUUCUUCUCGGAUGGAUUGAACUUCAAUUUCUACAGUGGUAGCAACGGCUAUCCAUGA
Seminavis robusta is the source of this 1158-nucleotide messenger RNA. The record is from the annotation of a GenBank genome assembly. Lineage: Eukaryota; Bacillariophyta; Bacillariophyceae; Naviculales; Naviculaceae.